AUGAGAUCGGACUUUAAUCUGAAACACUCUGAGGCAAUUGAGAGAAUGAAGAUUCUUGAGGCUAAAAGAGAAAAAUCAUUUCAUGGCAGGAUACAAAUGUUGGAAGAAGAGCGCACAAAUUCCCUCUGUUCAUUAGGUACAAUGUCAAGUAGUGUUGAUAGUGGAUCAUUUAGUGAGAGUAAACCCAAUGACCGCCAAUUCACCAAUUUUGUGCAUCUAGCUGACAUAGAAAAAGAAGACUUGAUCAUCAAGAACGGAGAGGACAUUUUAAAGAAAAUUGAAAACUCUAUCAGAAGCAUGGAAGCAAAAAGUAAGCCAUCCACUCCUAAUCAUAAUGAGUUUAAUAAAAUGAGAUUUGAAAAAGAAACUGCACUCAAAAAAUGUGUAAAACUGGACUCUCAAUUAUCAGCUGUGAAGAAAUCUAAAGAUUUAUCACAAAACCAAGUCUCAAAACUAGAGGAUGAACUUCAAUCAUUGAGGCUUUUCUACAAUCUGCACCAGUCUCUGUCUCAAGAAGCUUCCUUAAAAGAUCAGUAUGACACCCAAGUAUCAGACCUUACAGAGAGGCUGAAACAGAGAGAGGCUGAACUCCUGGCAUCACAACACGAAAACGAUGCAUUGGCAGCGAUGGUGAAACGACUUGAGCGUCAGCUUUCUCAAGUUGGUACGAUUCCUAAUGGCAUUUCGACUAGACAUUUCAAUACUUCCCCAUCAAUUAAAAGUUCCAGAACUGGGAAACGAAUGUCUUCCUCCAGCACUAUUUCCUCGUUGAUGUGA
Messenger RNA from Bolinopsis microptera, 777 nucleotides. Its product is annotated as mirror-image polydactyly gene 1 protein-like. Bases 1 to 777 code for a protein of 258 amino acids. The transcript has a single exon. Lineage: Eukaryota; Metazoa; Ctenophora; Tentaculata; Lobata; Bolinopsidae. The record is from RefSeq and is a predicted model, not a curated record.